Dichotomopilus funicola is the source of this 426-nucleotide messenger RNA. RefSeq lists its product as uncharacterized. The transcript is spliced from 3 exons. NCBI's taxonomy places the organism in Eukaryota, Fungi, Ascomycota, Sordariomycetes, Sordariales, Chaetomiaceae. The record is from RefSeq and is a predicted model, not a curated record. Bases 1 to 426 code for a protein of 141 amino acids.
AUGGCGAUCAAGUAUUCAUCACUCGCCCUGGUGGCCAUGACUGCCUUCAUCCGGCCGGCAAUGAGCUCACCUGUUUGCUCAGAGGUAUCGUCGAGCCACCCAGCAUCGUCCAGCACGCCGCCCGCAACGACCACAACAUCAGGGGGAUUGCCUUCCUCAUGCACUUACAGGCCGCAAGCUACGACAUACACCAACGAGGGAUGCGCCUUUACGUGCCCGCCACAAUCAGCGUGGUGCAUUGCUGAUGCGUAUGUCGUCCUCCCCUGCGGCUGUGACCGCGCCGCAGUCGCCCCAACGACUAUCAGCCGGUGUCCGACAGCGAGCUACAACUGCUUACAAUGCUCGACGGGUUGGGGUAUUGCAACUGUGACCGACCCUAACUGCCCGCCGUCCUCGACUGCGACUGCGAAGCCCACACGGGCUUGA